This is a messenger RNA of Rhinolophus ferrumequinum (greater horseshoe bat), 942 nucleotides long. It is a transcript of the gene GSTO1, whose product is annotated as glutathione S-transferase omega 1. The coding region runs from base 142 to 867 and encodes 241 amino acids. Lineage: Eukaryota; Metazoa; Chordata; Mammalia; Chiroptera; Rhinolophidae. Gene Ontology annotation, molecular function: glutathione dehydrogenase (ascorbate) activity; glutathione transferase activity. The record is from RefSeq and is a predicted model, not a curated record. Gene Ontology annotation, biological process: glutathione metabolic process; L-ascorbic acid metabolic process. The transcript has 6 exons. Gene Ontology annotation, cellular component: cytoplasm.
GCAUUGGGUCCUGGGAACACAGCACAAGUGGAGCUGUCAACCCACCCCAGGUUCGCAAUUCUGAGAGAGGAAGGGAGGGGCCACCUACUUCCUGAAUAGCCUGCAAACCCGUGCGCCAAGGUCAGUCUGCACUGCGCCACGAUGUCUGGAGGAUCAGCCAGGAGCCUAGAGAAGGGGAGCGCGCCACCAGGACCUGUCCUGGAUGGCGUGAUCCGCGUCUACAGCAUGAGGUUCUGCCCGUUCGCCGAGAGGACGCGCCUCGUCCUGAAGGCCAAGGGAAUCCCGCAUGAAGUCAUCAACAUCAAUCUGAAAAAUAAGCCUGAGUGGUUCUUUAAGAAGAAUCCCUUUGGUCUGGUGCCAGUUCUGGAAAACAGUCAGGGUCACCUGGUCUACGAAUCUGCCAUCACUUGUGAGUACCUGGAUGAAGUAUAUCCAGGGAAGAAGCUGUUGCCAGAAGACCCCUAUGAGAAAGCAUGCCAGAAGAUGACCUUUGAGUUAUUUUCUAAGAUACCACCUUUGGUGGGAAGCUUUCUUAGAAGUAAAAAUAAGGAAGACCGGUCUGGCCUAAAAGAAGAAUUUCGUAAAGAAUUCAGCAAGCUUGAGGAGGUUCUGACCAAUAAGAAGACAACCUUCUUUGGAGGCAAUUCGCUUUCUAUGAUUGAUUACCUCAUCUGGCCCUGGUUUGAACGGCUGGAAGGACUGGAGUUAACUGAGUGUGUAGACCACACUCCAAAACUUAAGCUCUGGAUGGCAGCCAUGAGGAAAGAUCCCACAGUAUCAGCCCUCCUCCUUGAUGUGAAGACCUAUCGAGGUUUCUUAGAUCUCUACUUGCAGGAUAACCUCCAGGCCUGUGACUAUGGGCUCUGAUGGGGGCAAGUCAGCAAUGAAGAUAUGUCUGAUAUUUUCCUUCACUAAUAGGAAUAACAACAUGCUUUAAUUUUA